AGAGGCAAGGCGACGACGCCCCGAGAAAGCAGAGGAGAAAAGCGCCAUCGUCGUCUACCACCAGUCCACCACGUCGGUCCAUCCUCCCGUUGGAAGGGAAGGACCAUUUAAAGCCCCCGUUCCCACCUGCGAACCCACCCCCACUACUCCGUCCUCCGCGCCACUGAUCCAGGGGAGCUUUCCUUUCCUCUGCUUGCUCCCCCACCCCCGCCCCAAAUAAAUCCCGUGGCGUUUCUUGAUCUCCUUGCUACUCCGGCGACGCGAGGCGGCGGCUGGUUGCCGGCGGUUAUGUCUUGCUUGUUUCUGCUCCGAGAAUCGGUUCUUCCGGCGGUUUCUUGAUCCGUCGCCCGCCCGCCCACUGAGUUCGCGGAAAAGGUCGCCGUAGCUUUUCUUUCUUUUCCCCUCGCGGCAACGGUUGUCCCGUGCUCUGCCGCCCAAAACCCUCCCUCCUUCCCUGCCGAUCACGGUUCCGCGGCUGGCCGCUGUCUCGAUCCGUCCCAAUCGGCGGAGCUGGUGGGCGACGUCAGGGUCUCGUCUCCUUUCUGUUUGCUGGUGGCGAGCGCCAUUUAUUACUCCCCAGGUCAAUCCCGACUUGUUCUUCACCCCUGCCGUGCUUGCCCCGUGACCACCACGCCUUUCGGCCAAGGGCUCAGUCGGUUUCCUCUUGAUUCUUCCUGUUCCCCUCUAUCCAUCCAAUGCGGCAGUGAGGACCUUCAGAGCGGAGGGAGGGUGGAGCGCGCCAACUUGAUCCCGCCGGCGAGCUCGCCGUGUAUGGUUUGACGUGUGUUGUGGUACCCUGCUAGUGCGCCGCCGAGAUGGGCUGCGUCGCGUCCAAGAAGGCCGUCGUCUCGGUCACGCCGGCGGUCGACUCGUCCGGCGUGCUCCGGGACCGCGCGCCGGAGCCCGCUGCCGUCUCCGCCUCCUCCCUGCGCAGCUCGGCUGCUGCAGCGGCGGCGGCGAGGUUGGUGGAGAAGAAGGACGACUCGGAGGAGCCGGGGAAGGCUGUGGUCGCCGUGGCGGCCGCGUCGCGGAGCUUCCGGCUGCGGAACCUCCGGAGGAGCCUUGAGGGGGAGCAGGUGGCCGCCGGGUGGCCGUCCUGGCUCAGCUCCGUUGCCGGGGAGGCCAUCCAAGGCUGGAUCCCUCUCAAAGCCGACUCCUUUGAGAAGCUUGAGAAGGUUGGGCAAGGCACAUACAGCAGUGUAUUUAGGGCACGCGAUCUCGACACUGGAAAGAUUGUCGCACUGAAGAAGGUGCGAUUCGACAAUUUCGAGCCAGAGAGUGUUAGAUUCAUGGCAAGGGAGAUACAAAUACUGAGAAGGCUUGAUCAUCCAAAUGUCAUGAAGCUGGAAGGCUUGAUUACCUCUCGGUUAUCAUGCAGCCUUUAUCUAGUGUUUGAAUACAUGGAGCACGAUCUUGCUGGCCUUUGUUCCUCCCCUGACAUCAAGUUCACUGAAGCACAGGUUAAGUGCUACAUGAACCAGUUACUGUCAGGACUUGAGCAUUGUCAUUCACGCCGCAUUGUUCACCGUGACAUCAAGGGUGCCAAUCUCCUUGUGAAUAACGAAGGAGUUCUAAAAAUAGCUGAUUUUGGUCUUGCUAAUUACUUUGACCCAAGUAAAAACCAUCCUCUGACCAGCCGGGUUGUUACACUGUGGUACCGACCACCUGAACUAUUGCUAGGGUCAACUCACUAUGAUUCAGCUGUUGAUUUGUGGAGUGUUGGUUGCGUAUUUGCCGAGUUGUUUCGUGGAAGACCUAUCUUACAGGGAAGAACUGAGGUAGAACAAUUGCAUAAGAUCUUUAAGUUAUGUGGCUCCCCCGCUGAUGACUAUUGGAAGAAGUCAAGGUUGCCUCAUGCAACAAUAUUUAAACCUCACUGUCCUUAUCUAAGUACCCUUCGAGAUGUUUUUAAAGAGGUGCCGGAACAUGCAUUCAGUUUACUAGAAACUCUUCUGUCGGUGGAGCCAUACAAGCGUGGUACUGCAUCAUGCGCCCUUACAUCUGAGUUUUUCAAGACAAAACCUUAUGCAUGCGAACCUAUAAGCUUGCCUCAGUAUGCACCCAACAAGGAGAUGGAUGCGAAGUUACGAGAAGAGUUACACAGAAGAAAGGCCAGUGGCAGAGGGCAUGGGCCAGAAGCAUCAAAGAAGUCAUCAAGGCUAAACAGAGCAGCAAGAGAACAAAGUGCAGUCAACAGGCAAACCGAAAACAGAGAGGAGUCCAAAACCAAACCAAAGGUAACCAAGGAUGGUGCAGUGCAGGUUCAUACAAAGGUUAAUGGUGAUGCUAGGCUAUUCACAGACACACAACUGGUUCCCGCGGCCCAAGUUAAAGAAAGGGGUCGUCAUGCUACGAAUGAUUCACGGGAGGAAAUCCCUUUCUCUGGGCCCUUGAUUGUUUCGUCAUCCAGUGGCUUUGCAUGGGCGAAAAAACCGGAAGGUCGUUCUUUUACUAGAUCACGGAACAGAUCUAGUUCAAGAGGCGAAUUCACUGAUGUAGAUUGGGACAAUAAGCCACAAGCUAAAGAGAACAUUGGAUUGGAGGAACGCCAUAGCAGAGAUGCGCAUGUAGCACGUGUCAACUCCAAUGUCCGAGAGCCUCAGGAGGUAGCAAAGCGUGCAGUUCUGAAGAAGUGGUCACAGUUAGAGCGUCCAGAUUCAUUUGAUUCUCGUGACACUUACCACUCUCAGAAUUUUUCGAAUGCAAUAUAUCUUGGGGAUGCUCUCUCGUCGAAAAAUAGCAUGAAGGACGACCACUAUCAAGGAGGAGAAAGGGUUGAAUAUUCAGGACCUUUAUUGUCCCAAACCCACAAGGUUGAUGAACUGUUAGAGAAACAUGAGCGUCACAUUCGGCAAGUGGUCCGAAAAUCGUGGUUCAGGAGAGGAAUAAAGUGAGGGGAAAAGCAUGACCAUUUUUUCCAUUGGCGAAGCAGCACGCAAUGCACAUGUACAUAGCGAAGGUGGCGCGUUGUCUGAAUCAGGAGCUGGCAUGUUUUUAUCUUGGCUGCGUUUGUCCAUAACACGACAUCGUUGACUCGAAGACCACUGCUGAGAACAUUAUGAUUCCCGGGCUCACGGCGAAAUCAAGCAUAACUGCAUCCACCGGAGAAUAACUCUGGCGCGUACUUAGAAGACCGAAAACGGCUAUGCCAUUUCAAUUUUCUUCUUAUUUUCCACUGUUUUUGUGCUUAGGAAUAACAGCUGACGAAUGUGGCGAGAUUCGGGGUUUGCGUUGAGUUGAACCAGCCAGCCAUUUGUGUAGCUGAAUCAAUAACCACCACGCGAUGGUUAAGUGAUUCUUGUAUAGCUACUAGGUAGCCUUUGCAAAGGGUAACUAAAAACUGAAGCACCUCUCACUCACUUGGGACGAUGGAUAUUUCUGAUCUGAUUUAGCA
Messenger RNA from Aegilops tauschii subsp. strangulata, 3394 nucleotides. Its product is annotated as protein IMPAIRED IN BABA-INDUCED STERILITY 1. Gene Ontology annotation, biological process: positive regulation of transcription elongation by RNA polymerase II; protein phosphorylation. The record is from RefSeq and is a predicted model, not a curated record. Gene Ontology annotation, molecular function: RNA polymerase II CTD heptapeptide repeat kinase activity; ATP binding. NCBI's taxonomy places the organism in Eukaryota, Viridiplantae, Streptophyta, Magnoliopsida, Poales, Poaceae. Gene Ontology annotation, cellular component: cyclin-dependent protein kinase holoenzyme complex; nucleus.